CGCCUUACAAUAUUUGAUUUUCAUGGCGACGUAAACCAGUGGGGAAGCAUGUGGUUCGAUUAUUCCUUAUUGUCACGUCGUCAUGUAACAAACUGGUGGCUAAACGCAAUGAUAAGCUCUCCUCCAACGAUCUCAACCAAAACAUGGCGAUGAAGAUUCUUUCGUUGUUGUUUAUAUUUUGGUUCGCUACUCCGCCCGGCAGAUGUUCAGCCAACCAAGAAAAACUAAAAUGGGACACAAGCUCUUGCAAGAAAGCUAGCAAGCUCUUCAACAACAAGAACAGAGUAGUGAAUAAGCUAGACCAAGUUUUAAAGUCAGAAACAGAGCGAAAGAAACUAUUAGAAGCGCAAAUCAAAGCGAUUAAUAUUUAUAGAGCCGAACUGGAUGAUUCCGAAAGAUCCGUCUUUGAAUCUAUGAGUGGUCUUGGAAGUUUAUUACACGAAGACUUUAAAUCUGUCAUCCACAUCAAGGAAGCUGUCAAAAAGAGGUUGGAUGCCUACAAAAGCUUAACAAUCCAUCAAGAGGAUCAAUACAAUGCGAUAUCAGAAGCGGAAAAACAACUAAAUAUUGCAAAUAAACAUAACAAUAGCAGGACCACGAGUCUGAUUGGCAAACUUUUGCAGGGGGUACUGUCAGAUAUAUCUUUGCAGGCCGAUAAACUAGAGGAGAAGCUAUCUGAUAAAACCUUCGAGAAAACGAGAAAGAAUAAAGGGGCAUCUAUAGAGGCUGUCGUCAGGCUAGAAGAUGAUGAUGCAGGUGAUGAUAAAGAUGAUGGUGAUAAUAAUACUGGAACAGAUGCUGCUAAUGGUGAUGAUGGUGAUGAUGAUGAUAAAGAUGGCAUGAGUAUUCUAGUGGAUUCGCAGAGUAACCAGUUUGUACUUUCUAAAUCAAACGAUGCUACUAUUCCCCACGAGGAUCUCCACUUCAUUCGAGAUAUUAUUUGGAUUAUUGUCUUGUCUUUUUUUGGUGCUAUGUUCUGCUCUUUGGUUCAUCUGCCAACAAUGUUUGGGUUUGUUCUCAGUGGAAUGAUUCUUGGCCCAACAGGAAUGAACAUAAUUAAGUCUGUUGUCCAAGUGGAGACUCUUGGAGAGUUUGGAGUGUUUUUCAUCCUGUUUUGUGUUGGUCUUGAAUUUUCCCCAGACCGGAUCAAAAAGGUGUGGAAGGUUUCUGUUGGUGGUAGCACCUUAAUGAUGAUUCUCAUUCUUAUCUUUGGGAUGUUCUGGGGAGCAUGUUUUGGAAUUCUUCCUCAGCAGAGUUUGUUUGUGGCGGCAUGUCUUUCUCUAUCCAGCACUCCCCUGGUUGUGAAAUUUUUAGAAACCAAGCAUGGAGACAGCUCAAAAGAACAUACAAAUGGAAACCAUGAGUACAGCAGCAGCUUGCUGGGCAUACUAGUCAUGCAAGAUGUUCACCUGGGUUUACUAGUAGCCAUUCUACCAGCCCUGGCCGGACGCAAAGGCUCAUCACCUGUCAAACCAAAUCACGGCAUUAUGCAUAAUAUUCUCCAUGGAAAGGACCACUCAAAUGUAACAGGAGUGCUAGAUGAAGUAGUGAACACUUCAUGGAUACUUUUUGAAGUUGCACUUUCUAUGAUAAGUUUAUUUUUGAUGUGCAUGCUGAUGGCAAAGUACCUCAUUGGGCCAUACUACAGGCAUUUGCAGAGACUUGGAAGCAGUGAGCUUGUAUUCCUUGGAACCAUUUCUCUAGUAUUCCUUAUGCUGAUGUUGACAGAUCACCUUGGCAUCUCGAUGGAGCUGGGUUGUUUUGUUGCUGGGGUAGUCAUCAGCUCGCAUGGGGAGCAAAUUGUUAAACUGGCAUUGCAUCAUAUAGAGCCCAUUCGAGACGUUUUUUCAUGUUUAUUCUUCGCCUCUAUUGGUCUUCAUGUAUUUCCCUCGUUUGUUCUAAAUGAGCUGCCAAUCACACUAGCGCUCACCUUUGGUGUUGUCGCAAUUAAGUUCUUCGUUGGAGUGUUCGUACUACGACUGUUUCUUCCGCAAUCUAGUAAUGCGAAGUAUAUAGUAGCAUCUGGACUGGCACAAGUUAGCGAGUUUUCAUUUGUCUUGGGCAGUCGAGCGAGACGCUUCCAUCUCAUUUCUAGGGAGGCAUACCUCAUUAUUCUGAGUGUCACAACUUUGAGCCUGCUGUUUGCACCGCUGGUCUGGCGUGCCUCGCUCCGAAGAUACGGGGACAAACGGUUAGGGAAAUCCGCUGACCGCUUGCACAAGCCUUUAAAGCCUGUUUAGCAAAUAGCGUAUUUUACGUGGCCAGCAAAGCUUUCGACCACGCCUCUCAUCAUUAUACAUUAUUUAGGUAGUUAGGACAAAAGAUACUUAGGAGAAUGGUUGGCGAAUAGUUUGUCAACUACGAAAGCCGAGAAGGGCCGUUCAGAGAAAAUUGAUUUCCCUUGGAAAUAAAAUGGUAUGCUUGGAAUUUUCAUGUCACUUUUUAUCCAUCAAAAUCGAUCUUAAUUAUUAGAUUGAUAAAAACUUAUCAUUGAACACUUUUCAAUUCGUAUCAAACGGGAGUUUUGGGAAAUAUAUUUAUAAAGAUUUCGCAUCAUAGCUGCUAUUAGGGAAGGGUUUUGUAUUAUGAUAAUAAACUAUGGAUAAACAUU
Nematostella vectensis (starlet sea anemone) is the source of this 2611-nucleotide messenger RNA. RefSeq names its product transmembrane and coiled-coil domain-containing protein 3. The record is from RefSeq and is a predicted model, not a curated record. Bases 144 to 2240 code for a protein of 698 amino acids. Gene Ontology annotation, cellular component: membrane. Lineage: Eukaryota; Metazoa; Cnidaria; Anthozoa; Actiniaria; Edwardsiidae. Gene Ontology annotation, biological process: potassium ion transmembrane transport; proton transmembrane transport. Gene Ontology annotation, molecular function: potassium:proton antiporter activity. The transcript has 11 exons.